Molecule: messenger RNA, 5148 nt
Organism: Knipowitschia caucasica
Lineage: Eukaryota; Metazoa; Chordata; Actinopteri; Gobiiformes; Gobiidae
Source: the annotation of a GenBank genome assembly
AUGAAUGGUGGAGCGGGCGUUUGGGCCAUCACUCCGGAGGAACGGGGCAAACAUGACAAACAGUUCGACAGCCUCGCUCCUGUCCUUGGCUUUGUCUCAGGGGAACAGGCCAGGAAGUUUUUCCUUCAGUCUGGCCUACCUCCUUCAGUUCUUGCUGAAAUAUGGAACCUAGCAGACAUUGACAGUGAUGGAAAGAUGGACAGAUUAGAGUUCUCCAUCGCAAUGAAGCUCAUAAAACUCCUACUUCAAGGGCGGAACUUACCCACAUCCCUCCCCAUCAUCAUGAAGCAGACCCCUCUGUCCAAUGCUGGCUCGACUAUUCCCUCCUCUGCACGUUUUGGAAUGGGAUCAAUGCCAAACCUGUCCAUCGGUGUGCCGCCCAUGCCACCUAUGGCUUCUAUGCACAUUCUAACCCCCAUCCCGGCUAACCCUGCCAUGCCCUCUCUUCAACCCAUGAUUCCAACGCCUAUGACCCUGCCCCUCAUCCCCAUGGGACACCCCAGACUUACCAACGGCAGCCUCCUCACUCCGCCAGCGCUGUCCAACACAGCAGGGCUGCCUCUGUCUGGUUUCUCCUCACCUAUGGCCUUCUCUCCAACCGAAUGUUUGUCUAAAGCCAACUCAUUACUGGACUUGGGAUCCAGCAGUUCGAAUUCUUCCUCCACUACGUCGUUGGCCAGUAUCUCUCCAAAGACGGGAGCGAGCGACUGGGCCGUUCCACAGGCUUCAAGACUCAAGUACCGGCAGCAGUUCAACACACUGGACAAACUCAUGAGCGGAUACUUGUCUGGGCCUCAAGUAAGAAAUGCACUAAUAGCCUCCAACUUGACACAAACUCAGCUCGCUACCAUCUGGACUUUGGCUGAUGUGGACAAAGACGGUCAGUUGAGAGCAGAUGAAUUCAUUCUGGCCAUGCAUCUGGUGGACAUGGCUAAAACGGGGCGCCCCCUUCCCUUGACACUGCCCCAAGACCUAGUUCCACCUUCUUUCCGCGGAGGAACAAAGCUUAUUGAGCUUGUUAAUGGAAAUGGCCCCUACACAGCUCCCUGCUUAUUAGACAUAGAGAAUGAGCCUGUGCCCAAGAACAAAAACCCCAGUGUGUCCUAUGAAGACAAACUGAAAGAGAACUUUGCUCGUGGAAGUGCUGAGUUGGAGAAGCGUCGUUUAGCACUGGAGGAGCUGCAGAAGAAGGAGAAGGAGCGGCGAGAGCGAGAGGAGAGAGAAGCCCAGGAGCAAAGGGAGCGAGAAGCCCGAGAGCAGGAGCACCGGCAGAGACUGGAGGAGGAGCGCAGGCUGGAGAGACAGCGGGAGAUCGAGAGGCAGAGGGAGGAGGAGCGGCUCCGGGAACUGGAGAGAAAAGAGGCAGCAAAACAUGAGUUGGAGCGCCGCAUGAGGGAGGAGUGGGAGCGUGACAGAAAAGAGGAGCUGAGCAGAAGACGAGAAGGAGAACAGGAGGAGAUCUCUAACCUCAGAGCCCGGAAGAAGUGUCUGGAGCUGGAGCUUGAAGCUGUGGGAAACAAGCACAAACACAUCUCUGACCGCCUCCGAGAUGCACAAAGCAAAAGGAGGAUUCAGAAAGCGGAGGUGGACCUGAUCAACCAGAAAAGAGACGCACGUAUUGCUGAUAUCAACACUCUGCAGAUCCAGUUUGAGGACUGGCAGAGGAAACUUUCCCAGCUGGUCCCUGAACAACAGCGACUGACGGAGAAGCUCAGGACCAUCAGUCUCAACAAGGUCCCUGAGGGGACACUGCUGAAUCUGACCGACACUGUGACAGAAAAGGGCGUGAGCUGCCGGCGCCUGAAGGACCAGCUCAAUGCCUUGGAGCGAGAGACCACCGGUAAACUGGAGGAGAUGGAGCAGUACAAGAAAGAGCUGCAGGAGCUGAGGGAGAAGCAGGUGAAGCAGCAGGCCGUCCUGGCCGACCUGCACAGAGUCAAAGAGGAGAAACACCGGGAGCUGCAGAGGAGGCAGGACGAAGAGAGGGAGAGGAGGAGAAGGGAAGAAGAGGAGGAGAGGGAGAGGAGGAGGAGGGAGGAAGAGGAGGCUGCACGACUUGCAAAGUUGGAGCAGGAGCGACUGGAGCAAGAGAGGAGAGAGCAAGAGAGACGCGAACACGAGAGGCGCGAACAAGAAAGACGUGAACAAGAGAGACGAGAACGUGAGCGGCUCGAGCAGGAGCAAAGGCAAAGGGAAGAGGAGGAGGCGCGUCAGAGGAGGCUGCAGGAGGAACAGAGAGCCCGACAGAGGGAGGAGGAGGAGAGGGAGGCCCAGGAGCGACUCAGGGCAGCUCAAGAGAAAGCCCAGGAGGAGGAGAGACGCAGGAGAGAGGAGGAGAAGAGGAGAGAGGAGGAGGAGAGGAGACUGAGGGAGGAGGAGGAGCAGAGGAGAAGAAAUGAAGAGCAGCAGAGACUUCAGAAAGCAUUGUUGGUCUCCCAGACACCGCCCAAACUCACCACCUACAAAGCACUGUAUACGUUUGUGGCUCGCAACGCAGAGGAGCUGGGGGUGGAAGCUGACUGCCUUAUCGAGGUGGAGGAGCAGACGGUCGGAGAGCCUGGCUGGUUGUGUGGGAGUUACCGUGGAAACCGGGGCUGGUUCCCUCAGAGUUACGCACAAAAAUGUGGUCCACACGAGGCGUCCACAGAGACCGGACCCACCUCACCGCUGCGCCGGCCUUCCUGUUUACCGCAACCACUUAACACUGGAAUCCCAGAAAUUGAUGUUGAAUGUGACAGCAUUGUACCCACGCAAACAGAUGCUUUACAGAUCCCAUUCCCGCUGUCGGCCCGUGCGCUUUCUUCAUGGUCACCUUCGUCAGACCGGGACCUGCACUUUUCUGGAGGCGAUGUCAUCAAAUCGCUGCUCUCCUUCUCGCAGGGCGACCUGAUCAACGUGCUGCAGCAGAGGGACGACUGGUGGCUCGGGCAGCUCAACGGGACACAAGGAUGGUUCCCCAAGAGCUAUGUGGUGUUGGAGUCAGCAGGCAGCACAGAUGCGGACUUAGAUUCUGACACUCAGCUAGAUGAAUAUGUGGCCCUGUACACAUAUGAAAGCCCAGAGGUUGGGGACUUGACUUUUGUUGAGGGCGAUGUUGUUGUGGUGACGGAGCGAGAGGGGGAGUGGUGGAGAGGAUGCAUCGGGGACCAGACUGGUGUUUUCCCUUCCAACUACGUGCGGCCUGUUGAGCCAGAGUCAUCUAAACCUGGAGGUCCUAACAAAAAGCCAGAGAUUGCUCAGGCCGUCACAGCCAAUGUUUCCCCCAUGAUGCACCAGCUCUGUCUGUCUCCAGGACAACUGAUUGUUGUACAGGCCAAGAACUCCACUGGGUGGUGGCUUGGGGAACUGCAGGCUCGUGGAAAGAGGCGUCAGAGAGGCUGGUUUCAUUCCUCUCAUGUCAAACUCUUAGGUCCCUCCAGCAGCAAGUUGUCGCCCUCCCCUUUGCCCGUGUGUCAGGUUAUCGCCAUGUAUGACUACACCGCUGCUAACCCGGAUGAACUGAGCUUCUCCAAGGGUCAGCUGAUCAGCAUCCUGGACAAGACCAACCCAGACUGGUGGAAAGGAGAGGCCAAAGGGGUAAUUGGCCUCCUACCCACAAAUUACAUCAAGAUGACCACAGAAUCUGAUCCCAGCCAACAAUGGUGUGCAGACCUCAUGACCCUGGACACCAUGAGCCCACAGGAGCGAAAGAGGCAGGGCUACAUCCACGAGCUCAUCCAGACUGAGGAGACUUAUGUGGAGGACCUGGAGCUGGUGCUGGAUGUGUUUCACAAACCCAUGUCCGAGUCUGGUCGUUUGACGGAGGACGAGAUGGCGGCCAUCUUUGUGAACUGGAGAGAGCUCAUCAUGUGCAAUACCAAACUUCUCAAUGCGCUGCGAGUUCGUAAAAAGACGGGGGGAGAGAACAUGCCAGUGCAGUUGAUCGGGGACCUGUUGGCCUCAGAGCUCACCCACCUACAGCCAUACAUUCACUUCUGCUCCUGUCAGCUCAAUGCUGCUGCUCUGCUUCAGAGCAAGACAUACAACCAGCAAGACUUUAAAGGCUUCCUCAAGAAGAUCGCCACAAACUAUCGGUGUAAAGGAAUGCCCCUCUCCAGUUUCCUGCUGAAGCCCAUGCAGAGGAUCACUCGGUACCCACUCCUCAUAAAGAAUAUCUUGGAGCACACUCUUGAGUCUCAUGCAGACCAUGGCCCCUUGAGAGAUGCACUGGAGCGAGCUGAAGAGCUGUGCUCACAGGUGAAUGAAGGCGUGAGAGAGAAGGAGAACUCUGACCAACUGGAGUGGAUACAGAGUCAUGUGCAGUGUGACGGAUGCAUAGAGCACUUGGCCUUCAACUCGCUGACAAACUGCCUGGGGCCCCGGAAGCUGCUGCACAGUGGUCGCUUGUACAAAACCAAGAGCAGCCGGGAGCUGUGGGCUUUUCUCUUCAAUGACUUCCUCCUCCUCACACACAGUGCCAAACCAUUCUCAUCAUCGGGACAAGACAAGCUUUUCAGCCUCAAGACAAGUAUCCAGCUGAAGAUGUACAAAACGCCUUUGUUUUUGAAUGAAGUCUUGGUGAAAAUGCCUCCGGAUCCUUCCAGCGAUGAGCCUGUGUUUCACGUGUCCCACAUUGAUCGAGUCUACACACUUAAGACCGAGACUUUAAAUGAGCGGGCAGCAUGGGUCCAAAAAAUCAAAGCAGCCUCUGAGAAUUUUAUUGAGACUGAGAAGAAAAAAAGAGAGAAAGCUUAUCAAGCUCGAUCUCUUAAGUCCAGUGGUAUUGGGCGACUGCUGGUCACUGUCACUGAAGCUCAAGAGCUCAAGGCCUGUAAGCCAAACGGAAAGAGUAACCCAUACUGUGAGCUGACUAUGGGGGCUCAGUGCUACACCUCUCGCCCAGUGACCGACACGCUGAACCCAAAAUGGAACUUCAACUGCCAGUUCUUCAUCAAAGACGUGUACCAGGACGUCCUCUGCAUCACGGUGUUCGAGAAAGACCAGUUCUGCCCCGACGAUUUUUUGGGUCGCACUGAAGUCCCCGUGGCCACGAUAAAGAAGGAGAUGGAAAGCAAAGGAGCAGCUAACCGACGCCUCCUGCUGCACGAGGUUCCCACCGGAGAAGUGUGGGUCAAACUGGACCUGCAGCUGUACGAGCCCGCCACAUAG